Glycine soja is the source of this 453-nucleotide messenger RNA. RefSeq names its product 40S ribosomal protein S13-like. The transcript has 5 exons. Lineage: Eukaryota; Viridiplantae; Streptophyta; Magnoliopsida; Fabales; Fabaceae. Gene Ontology annotation, molecular function: structural constituent of ribosome; small ribosomal subunit rRNA binding. Gene Ontology annotation, biological process: translation. The annotation marks the transcript as partial. Gene Ontology annotation, cellular component: cytosolic small ribosomal subunit; nucleolus; ribosome. The record is from RefSeq and is a predicted model, not a curated record.
CUUGAAUCAGGAGGGAGAGGUAUCUCCAAUUCGACUCUUCCCUAUAAGAGGACCUCACCAAGCUGGUUGAAGAUCUCUUCUCAUGAAGUGGAGGAGAACAUCUGCAAGUUUGCCAAGAAAGGUCUUACUCCCUCUCACAUUGGUGUUAUUCUUCAUGACUCUCAUGGAAUUGCUCAGGUGAAGAGUGUCACUGGAAGCAAGAUUCUUCGUAUAUUGAAGGCUCACAGGCUUGCUCCUGAAAUUUCGAAAGAUUUGUAUCACCUCAUCAAGAAGGUUGUUUAUAUUAGGAAGCACUUGGAGAGGAACAAGAAGGACAAGGAUUCUAAAUUCAAGUUAAUUUUGGUUGAGAGUAGGAUUCACCGACUUGCCCAUUACUAUAAGAAGACAAAGAAGCUUCCACCUGUGUGGAAAUAUGAAUCAACAACUGCCAACAUCUCUUGUCGCUUAGAGUGA